Mollisia scopiformis is the source of this 1721-nucleotide messenger RNA. RefSeq names its product putative polyamine transporter 4. Gene Ontology annotation, cellular component: membrane. Gene Ontology annotation, molecular function: spermine transmembrane transporter activity; spermidine transmembrane transporter activity. NCBI's taxonomy places the organism in Eukaryota, Fungi, Ascomycota, Leotiomycetes, Helotiales, Mollisiaceae. Gene Ontology annotation, biological process: transmembrane transport; spermine transport; spermidine transport. The transcript is spliced from 5 exons. Bases 1 to 1536 code for a protein of 511 amino acids. The record is from RefSeq and is a predicted model, not a curated record.
AUGGAUUCUAGGACAUUAUCCGGCAAAGCUGUGGAAGAUCCUGCAAAUGCGGAAUCUGAUCUUGAAGCCCAAAGAAUACUUGCUCCGCUGGAUUUGACAGACAAGGACAAAAUUCCACACAAGGCUGAUCCUAGCAGUGAUCUUGAAGAAGGUACUGAGAAGACUCUCGACUGGGAAUCACCAGAUGAUCCAGACAAUCCUCGGAAUUGGCCUAAAGGCAAGAAGCUUUUCCACACUUAUCUGCCGGCGUUAUAUGGGUUUACAAUAACAAUAGGAACGUCUGUCUAUGUUCCAGCAAUCCCUCACAUCAUGGAACAAUUUCACGUCGAAAGAGAAGUUGCGAUUCUACCCCUCUCAUUGUACACCGUUGGAUUUGUCGUUGGGCCUUUACUUGCAGCACCACUCUCAGAAAUAUUUGGGCGUCGGAUAAUAUACUGGACAACAAUACCAAUGUUAUUGCUUUUCACUGGAAUAGCUGGAGCUUCUGACAGUAUUGCUCUAUUGAUUGUUAUGAGAUUACUGGCAGGUACUGGCGGAUCUGGGACUUUGGCCAUUGGUGCAGGAACUAUCGCAGAUCUUUGGGACCAAAAAAGCAGCGGAAAGGCAGCACUAGGAUUCAUCAUGGCCCCUUUCCUGGGUCCCGCCUUGGGUCCACUCACUGGAGCAUAUAUCAUCAGCGAGUACCACAACGAUUGGAGAUAUUCGAUGUGGGUAGUCUUGAUUAUAGGAGCACCAAUAUUCUCCAUCUCACUAUUCAUGCAAGAAACUUCCAAGGUUCGCAUUUUGCAUUUGAGACAGAAGAAGCUUGGCUGUAAAGCUCCACACCACGCCAGAGGCAUGCUGCAAAAAGUGCGGCAGGGCUUUAUUCGACCUUGGCAUAUGAUGUUCGUAGAGCCUCUUGUUGGUUUCCUUAGUAUAUAUACGGGCUUCUCAUUCGCCAUGAUGUUCAGCUUCUUCGGAUCUUACAGCUACGUCUUCGAACUCGUCUACCAUUUCAAUCAAAAGGAAGUCGGCCUGACUUUUCUCGGUAUCCUUGUCGGAUUCAUAUUGGCCAUCAUAACUUUUGGUAUCUUUGACGCAACGCUUUACGCAAAGGCAUCAAUAGCAGCGAAUGGCAAGCCGGCUCCCGAGCACCGAUUGUAUGCUGCCAUGUUAGGAUCUGUAAUGCUAGCUAUCGGACUCUUUUGGUUCGCUUGGUCGCCUCACAAAGAUGUUCACUGGAUUGUCCCUGUGCUUGCUGGCGUACCUUUUGGUUGGGGAGCUUUAGAUAUCUUUAUCUCCGUAACAGCCUAUCUCGUCGAUGUAUACCAAGCCUCGAACAGUGCCUCUGCUGUAGCAGCAAACGGCAUUCUCCGUUACGGACUGGGAGCCGUGUUUCCGCUGUUCACUCUUCAGCUAUAUGAGGCGAUAGGGAUUCAUUGGGCGGGAAGCGUCUUUGCUUUUGUGGCUUUGGCAAUGUUGCCCGUGCCUUGGAUCUUCUUUUGGAAGGGAAAGUUCUUAAGAGCGAGAAGUCAUUAUGAUACAAGUAAGGAUUGAUUUGUUCUGCUGACGGAAGCAACGGCGUUUGAUGACAUUUAUCGUUUUCAUGCGAUGUAUUAGAGAUUUAGAAGACGGAGCUGUCGAGUUUUUACGCGACUUUGAAAUGGUGAUGCAUGUACGGUAUAGAGGAACAUGUUGUGGAUUUUUCCUUUCGGUUUUAGCUUCAUGAUCGAUUAUUCGGC